Exaiptasia diaphana is the source of this 2129-nucleotide messenger RNA. RefSeq lists its product as uncharacterized. Gene Ontology annotation, biological process: lipid metabolic process. The transcript has 3 exons. NCBI's taxonomy places the organism in Eukaryota, Metazoa, Cnidaria, Anthozoa, Actiniaria, Aiptasiidae. The record is from RefSeq and is a predicted model, not a curated record. The coding region runs from base 435 to 2117 and encodes 560 amino acids.
AACAAGAAACUGAAUAUUUUUGAGUCAGUUURAAUCUUCCUCAUACAUGCCGAAUUAAAGGCAAAUAGCUCUAUCAAUUUUUGCCUUUUCUAUCUAARGGARCUAAGUUUACGCGUUUUGAAUAAAUGAGGUUUCUGGAUUACGCAGAUAGUUCUGCCUCGGUGAAAAGAAAAGAAGUUGUUGCCACGUUAGAUGAAGUGACUCUUGACGCAAGUCAAACAUUGAUAAAUGAGUGGCUYGGUUUUACAUUUACGGAUCAUAUGGCUUAAGCCUAAUUAGAAGCUAAUGAGAUGAAAAAGGUUGUGUGCUGAAUAACAACWCGUAAGUUAACAAUUUCUUGUUGAAUCCGUUUCAGGGCUUCAUGUAGCAACACGCACACGCUUGGAUAGCUCACGAUAACGCUUAGAUAAUUCAUUAGAUUACUCUAUUUCAGGAUGUUUGAGAAWAUUUCAGCGAGAGACGAUCAUCACGACGACGUCGAAAUGGACAACACAGCUCACCAAAAAGGCAACCAUAUUGGGUUAGCAUUCUCUGGUGGAGGAAUCAGAAGUGCAGCAUUCAGUUCGGGGAUUCUGCGUCGUCUUCUUCAAAAGAAGAUUCAGGUGGACUAUAUGAGCUGUGUUUCUGGUGGGAACUUUACCGCAGCGGCGUAUUUGGAUUGGAAAUAUCGUCAUGACCAAACGGAUGACCACACAUGGCAUCAUGCGCUAUUUGAAAACAUGCGAUCACGAUCGAGUAUUUUUUGCGACUGGYGCAAGUUUCACAAAGGUCUUAGAGAUACAACCAUUCUAGUUUUAACUCUGAUUUUGGUUAACGCUGUAAUCCCUAUCAUAGUGUGGGGAGGACUUGCACUGCCMACGGCAUACGCCGUUGACUUUCUCUUUGGUGAUAUCUUACGCAAYGGGUUCAAUUGCAGCAUACCCAUUCCACAAAACUAUCCAUUUUCCAACACCACAAGAUGUUUAAGCCAUCAUGACCACCAUUAUCCAGGCGUUAACAGUCAGCUCAUCUUGUUUGUAAGCUUUCUUGCAUCCUUCUUGCUCAUGUUCGUCCUUAAAAUCAUCGUCAGUAAGUCACGGAUCAUUCACUUUCUGCAGUUAUUAUCWGGAACUCUGUUUGCAAUGGUGUUCCUCCCUUGGUUCCUGCAGCAGUUCUUUGAUAGUAUUCCAACYUGGCUUAGUAUCCUAAUCAUCGCCUUGAGUUUGUUCUUUUGGUGUGGAUUUCCACCACUUCGCAGGAUUGCCUCCCUUGCCGGUAUCUUCUACGUCUUUGCGUUCAUCGUCAAAUGGCGUGUAUAUCGUAGUCACUGCAUUAUCUUGGACUACAGAGACGAGUACUUUUAUAAAGCAAUGCUAGUGGCCGGGUUUGCUCUUUGGGSYAGUCCUUACUUGGGAACCUUACAGUCUGCAAUCAUUUAUUUUGUAGUGAGAUGGAGACUCCAAAGCUCUUURUUCACGGACGAAAGCGUUGGUGCACUUGGAGUUGGUGGAAUGACGUGCUUGGGCUUUUUUCCUAUCCUGUCACCCAUCUGUGACUUCUGUUGUAACAAACAGAGAGCACUUACGAUGGCCGAUAUAGCAAACAUGAAACCUGAAUACAUUAGCAAUCUCGAAGCUUCCAACUGGCGCUAUAGUCCCGKAGCUCAGCCAUCUGUAAUGAUWGGGGUUGGAACUAGUAAAAUUGAAAUCAUAACUAAACAACCGGGUUCUGARAAGCUCAAAUGCCCGCUCAUUCCCCAYCAUKUUCAACUUGCCGACGCUAUGACAACAGCGGCUAUUAUAACAAAGCCACCCCCUGAUCAAGAAAACCAGUUCGAGCCUUGGCGUGAGCUGCUUCUCAUCCUUGGAUUACAAGUAGCAAACCCUACAAUAACACAGCCUACUGUCGACCAUAAYUGCAGUUUUAAGAAGUUUGCUUCAAUUGUCCUGCAAAGUAUCGUUGGUAUUCCAAUUAUCUUCCUGGCAGUCAUAUGGCUGGCUGAUUUUAAGUUAAGUCCUCGGCUCAUUGAAGGCCUUAUCGUGCUUAUCUUCAUCUGCUAUGUUGUUGUAUUUUCUAUCAUCGCCAUGUUGCCUACUGGAGCAAAGAAAUCGUGGUUUGGGGAGUCCUUUGUCAGGUAAUGAGGCAGUGUU